AUGGCUACAACUGAAGGGCCCACACGGGCGCAUGAUCGCAACGGUCGCCGCCACCCAUUUUCUAGCUGGAUGAAGCGCCUCGCAAGCUUCAAGGGCUCCUCCGACGCCGGAUCGAAUCGGUGGUCCCAUAAACGACAGGCGGCUGCCAAAGCGAAGAAGAAUGGCCAAGGCAACAACAAUCAUAACAAUAACCCUUACCCGCUAUCUGGGACGAUGAACCGACAUGCAAACCCAAGUGGCUCUUAUGAAGAAAGCGAGCGCAAUGGACGAGAGUCUCGCUCACGGAGCGAUCCAUCUCUGGUGUACUCGGCAUACGACAACACCACUCCUGAACCGGGCGCAAAGUCAACCGCACCUACAAUAUCCACGAAUGGAGACACCGCGAUUUCCGAUGCAGCAUACUCCAAGGCAGGAACAAUGGCCACCGUUGGCGGGGGUAUCAGUACCCAUGGAGGAGGUGAAGGUAGCACAUUCUCGUCGCCCGCGACCUCGGUUCGGUCCUUGACCACUACCUUGACAACUGUGCAGUCAGCGGCACCGUCAACACAAUUGUAUCCUACACAGAACGCACAGAAUGGUAUCAGCCAUGGGCACUCGACACAGAGCUCUGGGAACCAACAGGUUCAAUUUUCACACCAAUACCCAACCACUGCGUCUUCCCCCGCUACGGCAGUACCCCCGCACCUCAUACCCCACAGCCAUUCCAUGACAUACAGCUCAGCUACCGCAAACAAUGCCCUCAACGAUAACGCAUCGAUCCUCACUUUAGCCAGUUCAUCCAAACGCCGCCGCAGAAACUCACUGGAUACCAAUGCAUCAGUGCGUGCUCUUGCACCGUCCUCCAUUUUCGGCGGAAGUCGCGAGAGCCUGCCAUUAAGUGUGCUGAGCGGCAAUGUCGUCGAGCCGUCCAACACAUCUGCCUUCAAUGCCCAGGGUGUUUUGAGCCGUCCUAGUAUCGUGGGACUUGCUAGUGCCGAGCGUAUCAGCGUCUACUCCUCUUCCGGGGUCACACCCAUAGGCAAUGCUACCGGAGAACGAGGAAGCUUUUACACAGCAAAGCAAAAUGCUACAACGGGCGAUGGAGCUAGCAUCCGGAGUGUUGCGCCGUCGCAUAGUCGCAAUGAUAGCACUGCUGCAAGCAUUACCGGUGUGGGUAGUCCACUUGCUAUGGCAUCUGGUCGCGUCAGCCGUAGAAGCUCUGGCUGGGGCGAAAUCACUGGUGACGAAGAAGACGAUGGAAAGACAGGGGAUCGGACUGAUGAGAAGCCGAUGAUGAAACCCGAGUUCAGUUUUCCAGAAAAGCCCGAAGACCAAACAUAA
Molecule: messenger RNA, 1320 nt
Organism: Penicillium angulare
Lineage: Eukaryota; Fungi; Ascomycota; Eurotiomycetes; Eurotiales; Aspergillaceae
Exons: 2
Coding region: 1-1320 (439 amino acids)
Source: RefSeq, a predicted model, not a curated record